AUGCCCGACCCAGCUCUCAAGACGGACACCGUCGACGAGGGCAUCGCGAAGGCGACCUUCAAUGAGGUAUCUCAACGGUUGUCUAUGCAGGCCUCAAGCAGCGCGCAAGACGAAGACAUCGAGAAGGGCGGGGAAACCACUUUUGACCUUCGGGAGUACUUGGUCUCGUCCAACGAUGCUAACCAGGCAGCCGGAAUCAAGCAUAAGCACGUAGGCGUCGUUUGGGAGGAUCUUCAAGUCGACGUGGUCGGUGGCGUCGGUCACAAGAUAUACAUACCGACCUUUCCUCUUGCAAUCAUCGCAUUCUUCUUGACGCCGCUUUCAUGGAUCAAGGCUUUCCUAUACCGGUUCUUUCCUUCACUUCGCAAGCAGAUUCCGACGCGUACUGUCCUGCACAAGUCCAGUGGCUGUCUCAAGCCCGGCGAGAUGUGCUUGAGGCGACUAUGCGAAGGUUUCCGGGCAAGUCCAGUACGCAGGAUCGAGGCCACCGAGAUGCGCAAGCAUUACAAGGGCGAGGUCCUCUACAACCAUGCGGAUGACGUCCAUAUCCCUUACUUGACGGUGUCGCAGACCCUCGGCUAUGGACUGAGCAUGAAGACGCCAGGUCCAAAGGGACGUGCUCCGGGGACGUCGAAAACGGCAUUCAACAACUCGUUGAAGAACGCAUUGCUCAAAAUGCUUAACAUCUCCCAUACGGCAGACACUCUUGUCGGAAACGAGUUCGUCCCAGGAGUCAGUGGUGGAGAGCGCAAGCGCGUCAGCAUCGCCGAAAUGAUGACCACCCGUGCCCGCGUUCAGUGCUGGGACAAUUCCACACGAGGUCUAGACGCUUCGAACGCCACCGACUUUGUCAAAUGUCUGCGCAUCUCGACCGACAUUCUCGGGCAAACGACUUUUGUCAGCCUGUAUCAAGCCGGUGAAAACAUGUACGAGCUAUUCGACAAGGUCCUCCUGCUGGACAAGGGUCGUCAAGGAUACAAGCCUCUACCGCGCCAGACCACCCCCGAUUAUCUCACCGGUUGCACGGAUCCGCACGAACGCCAGUUCGCUCCUGGAUAUUCUGCUGUCACCGUUCCCUCGACUCCAGACACACUCGAAGACGCCUUCUGCGCGUCUCCCAUCUGGCACAAGGAAUCGGAAGUGUUCUCGCGUUACAAGGGGGAGACGGCAGGGGAUGCGAAGGAACAGGAAGAGUUCCGUGCGGCAGUCGUGGCUGAGCAACACAGGGGAGUGUCGAAGAAAAGCCCGUAUACCAUCAGUUUUGUAGCUCAGGUCAUGAACAUCUGGAGACGCCAGACGCAGGUUAUUUGGCAGGGGAAGUUCGGCCUUGUCACAGGUUUCUUCUUGACGAUCGUUUUGGCCAUUGUAACCGGUGCCGGAUGGUUCGACCUGACUCUUGGCGCCGAUGGAGCAUUCACACGUAGCAGCGUUAUUUGGACGACGCUCUUGACGUCCUGCCUGAUGGCGUUCUCUGAACUUCCUGUCAUCAUGUUCUUCCGUCCCAUCUACGAGAAACAGAUGUCCUAUGGCCUACACCGUCCUGGCGCGCUCCCGCUUGCAAACACGCUCGCAGACAUGCCGUUCUCGGCAGUGCGUCUGUUCCUCUACACCAUGAUUAUCUACUUCAUGACGCACUUGGAACGGAGUGCGGGCGGCUUCUUCACGUUCUACCUCUUCAACUGGCUCGCCUUCCUCGACAUGCAGGCGAUGUUUAGAUUCUUCGGACUGAUCACGGCAACACACGACGCUGCUUUCAGGAUCACGACGUUCUGCAUCGCUCCGAUCAUCUUGUUCGGAGGAUGGAUGAUUCCGGUGUUCCAAAUGAAGCGAUGGCUGUUCUGGAUCUCAUAUCUCAAUCCGAUGUCUUACGCAUUUGCGGGAUGCAUGGAGAACGAGUUCAUGCGCAUCAAUGCAAUUGAUCUUUCGAUCCAGUUCUCUUGUGAUGGCUCCUUUGUCGUUCCACGGAAUCCGCCCGGUUUGGACAAGUACCCGACUGGACUUGGUUCGAAUCAAGUCUGUACCUUAUUCGGAGCGUUGCCCGGCGACCCUCAAGUUUCUGGGAAAGCAUAUUUGCAAGCAGCUUUCGGCCUGGAUACCGCUGACAUCUGGAGGCGCAACUUCCUCGUGCUCUUGGGAUGGUUCAUCUUCUAUCAAAUACUGCAGUACCUUGCCAUCGAAGGUCGACCGGUUUUGCAUCGAGGAAGCGGAUUCCGACUGUUCGUCAAGGAAACGCCGGAGACCCGCGCCUUGAAUGAGGCGUUGAAAUCGAAGCGAGAUGUCAUCCCAGAGAAGGACCAAUUCCCAAGCGACGAUGUCUCCAAAGUCUCUAGCCAGGAUCUGGGACAAAAACACGCACUUACCUGGGAGGGGCUCAGCUAUCACAUACCUGUUCCGGGAGGGCAACGUCAGCUUCUCCACGACUUGUAUGGCUACGUGAAACCUGGAACCCUCACGGCCUUGAUGGGUGCGUCAGGAGCUGGCAAAACUACUUGCCUUGAUGUCCUCGCCCAGCGCAAAACUCUCGGUGUGGUUUCCGGCGACAUCUUCGUAGACGGGCGGCCUUUGGACUCGAGCUUUGCUCGUUCGACAGCAUACGCGGAGCAAAUGGACGUGCAUAACCCGACUUCGACUGUCCGCGAGGCUCUCCGGUUCUCCGCGUAUCUGCGGCAGCCGAUGAACGUGCCCAAAGAAGAGAAGGACAUAUAUGUGGAAGAGAUCAUCGACCUUCUAGAGCUGCAGGACCUCACGGAAGUGAUGACGAUCUGCCUCAGCCAGGAAGCCAAAAAACGACUCACCAUUGGCGUUGAGCUGGCUAGCAAGCCGGAGUUCCUUCUCUUCUUGGAUGAACCGACGUCAGGUUUGGACUCGCAGAGCGCUUGGAACAUCGUUCGCCUGCUCCGCAAGCUCACUGACAGCGGUCUCCCCAUUCUGUGCACGAUCCACCAACCGAGCUCGAUGCUGUUCCUCCAGUUCGACCGGCUCCUCCUCCUGGAACGCGGAGGCUAUACGUGCUACUUCGGUCCCAUCGGCCCAGACGGUGCAGUCCUCCGGGACUAUCUGGCUCGCAACGGCGCGCAAUGCCCACCGAACGCGAAUGUGGCUGAGUACCUGCUGGACGCGAUCGGUGCUGGCGUCGCGCCUCGGAUUGGCGACCGCGACUGGACGGAGAUCUGGGCGGAGUCGCCUGAAGCGACUCAGGUCAUGGCGGAGAUCCAGGAGAUCAAGGCGAAGUCCCUCACACACAAGGGCGGUGCGGAGGACCACGCAACAUAUGCCACACCGUUCUUGUACCAGCUGAAGACGGUUACUCGGCGUAAUGCCAUCGCAAUCUGGCGUUCGCCGAACUACAUCUGGAGCCGACUCUACGUGCAUAUCUUCGUCAGUCUGUGGGUCUCUCUUACGUUCUUGCAACUCGGCAACAGCUCGCGCGACCUGCAGUAUCGAGUAUUCGGAAUGUGUAUUCUGGGUGUCCGUGCUUCCUACAGUUCUCAUUCGCAAGUGGAGCCGAUAUUCCUCUUCAAUCGAAGCAUCUUCAUCAGGGAAUCGUCCGCACGAGUCUACUCGCCGGAGGUCUUCGCCAUCGGUCAGCUACUCGGUGAACUGCCGUAUUCGAUCUUGUGUGCGAUCGUCUACUGGGUCCUCAUGGUGUAUCCUAUGGGCUUCGGUCGAAACAACUCUACAGGGAUUGACGGGACUGGUUUCCAGCUGCUCAUAGUGAUAUUCAUGGAGUUGCUUGGUGUGACCCUGGGCCAACUCAUCGCAUCACUGUCAUUGAAUCUCUUCCUCGCUGUCUUGUUCAACCCCUUCAUCGCACUCAUUCUCAACAACUUCUGCGGAGUCACGAUACCGUACUACUCUCUAAACCACUUCUUCAAGUCGUGGCUCUACCAGUUGAACCCGUACACGCGGACGCUCAGCACGAUGCUUUCGACGGAGCUGCACGGACUGCGCGUGACCUGCAAGGCGGACGAAUUCGCUAUCUUCAAUCCGCCGUCUGGACAGACCUGCGAGGGAUGGGGCGCCGAGUUCGUGAACACGUACGGCGGCUACAUCGACAACCUGCAGGACUCCACUUCCUGUCGGUAUUGCCAGUACGCCGUCGGGGAUCAGUUCUACGAGCCCCUCGACAUCAGCAUCCACAACCGGUGGCGCGAUGCUUGGGUAUUGUUCGCGUUUGUCGUGUUCAACAUGCUAGCUACAAUCGUGGUAUCACGGUACCUAAGAUACAACAAACGCUGA
Messenger RNA from Fomitopsis serialis, 4239 nucleotides. RefSeq lists its product as uncharacterized. Gene Ontology annotation, molecular function: ABC-type transporter activity; ATP hydrolysis activity; ATP binding. Gene Ontology annotation, cellular component: membrane. Lineage: Eukaryota; Fungi; Basidiomycota; Agaricomycetes; Polyporales; Fomitopsidaceae. Gene Ontology annotation, biological process: transmembrane transport. The record is from RefSeq and is a predicted model, not a curated record. Bases 1 to 4239 code for a protein of 1412 amino acids. The transcript is spliced from 38 exons.